AAUUAAGCAGUAGUUAGUGAACAAUAAAAUAGUGCACUUAAUAGCAGACAUCUAAAUGUUAACAGGGAAUUUAGCAAAUAAGUAAGGUCUAGCACUGCAGUCAGUCCUAAAUUUAUUGUAAUUCAAUGCAACUCUUCAACAGAUGGUGCUAUACACCAGGUACAAUAUACACAGAACCUAUUCGCUGCCCAUACCAAGAUGUUCCCUUUGAACUGGGUGUUAAAAAUGCUGUUAUACUGAAAUACACAGUACUGAUCAACAGCAAUAGACUUAGAUUAUCAUAGCAGACCACUAAGUCCUAGAGAAGUACAAGAUAGAACCCUAUCCAUGCUUUGCCUCUCUGUAAACUGAGAGAAAGCCAUUGUGAAAGUGUUUGUAUGAUUUCCCCUUGUGUGAACAGGGGAAGUUGUGGUUAAUCUUGGAUGCCAGGUGUGGAUGUUUACCAGCACAGGUAAUGGGGGUAGUCCAGUGCAAUGUGUAUGGGUAGUUACAUAGAGGUCAAGGUAACCCUAGCCCGAGAUAAAACUGUGAUAGAAUGUCAUGCGUUGUGAAUCCUUCUCAUAGAGAGACCCAAGUUAAGAGAACAUUUUAGACUGACAUUUUCAAAAUUGCCUAGGAGACUGGGAUGUUCUGUUUCCUUAUUUUAAAUGGGGAAUCCUUUUAGUUAACCCCAUAUCCCUUAGAUUUGAACAUCUGAGCUUUAAUCAUCUCUGGAAGAAGCCAUUAUGAAGGGAAAAUGUUACAGCAAAUGCAUAAGGGGUUAAGCUUGGGCAUUCUUUGCAGAAUGUUUUAUUAUUUUGAUCUGGAAGUACAGAACUGUGGCAAAAGAAACUGUACAGAUGUUGAAGGGCAAUCUGAAAGCUUGGUUUAAUACAGUGGACUUACUGCUACAAUGGUGGUUGAGAGAGACCAGGUAUAGGGGAUUUAGAAGUAUUGAAAAGAAUAAAUUUUGCUGAAUAAGGAAAGGUAGUCCCAGUUAAACUCAGAAGGCUAUAUGUUAUGCCAGUACAAGAGAAAUGUAAAAUACUGAGGCUGGUGAUAGAAUGUAUAGUCAAUUCCCUCCAUGUGAAAAAAACUCCAGAAGUAAGCUUAUACUAAAUCUAAUUGUAAAUGUAAUCUCAGAUUCCCUUCUCUCUCUGCAGACACAGAGCAGCUACCAAAGUUCUCCAGGUCAAUAUAGUCCAGUAGACCUUGCUAAGUCUGAAUUGGGUAUGGAGACAAUGCAAGAAGAGGGACUUCUUAAGAGGGUGCAAGAACUGGAAGAAGAGGUGAAGAAACUUCAAGAGAAACUCUCAGAGGGCAAGGAGAGCAAUGGCAUAAAAAGUGGCCCUUCGGCAUCUGGGAAAACUAAGAAACGCCAGCAGCGUCCAUUUGAUUUUAGUGCCUAUGGCAAGAGACAUGUGGCACUGAAGAUAGCCUAUCUGGGAUGGGGAUACCAGGGUUUUGCCAGCCAGGAGAACACCAACAAUACCAUUGAAGAGAAAUUGUUUGAGGCACUAAGCAAGACUCGGUUGGUAGAAAAUAGGCAGACUUCCAAUUAUCAUCGUUGUGGGCGGACAGAUAAGGGGGUCAGUGCCUUUGGACAGGUGAUUUCCUUGGACCUCCGUUCAAACACUUCAGAAGGAAAAAAAGUAAAUGGUCAUGAAGAUGGCUUGGAAGAGAGAGCCAGUAGUUUUGUGGAUGAGAUGCGCUAUACCCAUAUUCUAAAUAGAGUACUUCCUCCUGAUAUACGUGUCCUAGCCUGGGCUCCUGUAGAGCCCAGCUUCAGUGCUAGAUUCAACUGCCUCAAGAGGACCUAUCGCUAUUUUUUUCCACGUGCAGACCUGGAUGUAGCACUCAUGAAUGCUGCAGCCCAAAAAUACAUAGGGACUCAUGACUUCCGCAAUUUGUGCAAGAUGGAUGUAGCCAACGGUGUGAUAAACUUCCAAAGGACUAUUCUCACUGCACAAGUGCAACUGGUGGAUAGAGGCCAAGAUAUUGGGCUACAGGACCCUUUCCAACUGUGUCAGUUUGAAGUAACAGGCCUGGCAUUCCUCUAUCAUCAAGUCCGCUGUAUGAUGGCAAUCCUCUUCCUAAUUGGGCAGAGGAUGGAGGACCCAGAGAUUAUUGACAAGCUACUGGAUGUGGAGAAGAACCCUCGAAAACCACAGUACAGCAUGGCAGUGGAAUUUCCUCUGGUUCUUUAUGACUGCGAGUUUGAAAACAUCCAGUGGAUUUAUGACCAAGAAGUUCAGGAAUUCAAUAUUACUCACCUACAGCAACUCUGGGCCAAUUAUGCAGUCAAAACCCAUAUGCUAUAUAACAUAUUACAGGGGCUAGAUUCUGUCAGUGUGCCCACAGGAACAGACUCGGGGAACAACGAUAAGGUCCUCUGGAGAGAAGUGAAGCCUCCAAUCCAUAACCAGGUCAGCAGUUUUGUUGAGGGAGUGAAAGCCCGCACUUACAAACCACUGCUGGAUCGCCCCAAGUGUGAAGGUUUAGAGUCCCGGAUCCACCACUUUGUGCGCAGGGGCCGUAUUGAAAUGCCACACUGCAAGGAGAAAGAGGCUGGAGCAGAAGCACAAGAGCUAGAAACCAAGAGAGGCCAUAGUGAAACUACAGAAAAAGAUACUGAGGUACUAGAACAACCUGCCAAGAGGGUCUGUGUAGACGCAGAAUCCAAGAUCUCCAAAUGAUACGUUGCCACUGGGGACAAGCAACAGGGUGAUGAACUCCCCUGGGAUUUAAGGCUUCUUUCUUGGGAAGGAAGGUAGAUAGAAUUGUUUAAAGAUAGCUCUGUGCCUUUUUUAGUAUAAUGAAUACUUUCUAGGGGACCCUACAAAUUAUUAUUUUAUAAUGGUCUAAUGUAAAGAUUCUGAAACUGGUUCAUGGAGCACUUACUAAUCAUAUAAUACUUGUUUUGCCUUUAACUGAUCUUGCAUUAAAAGCAGGUAAUACUUUUCA
Molecule: messenger RNA, 2943 nt
Organism: Gavialis gangeticus (Gharial)
Lineage: Eukaryota; Metazoa; Chordata; Crocodylia; Gavialidae
Gene: PUS3
Product: pseudouridylate synthase 3
Exons: 4
Coding region: 1044-2675 (543 amino acids)
Biological process (GO): tRNA pseudouridine synthesis; mRNA pseudouridine synthesis
Cellular component (GO): nucleus; cytoplasm
Molecular function (GO): RNA binding; pseudouridine synthase activity
Source: RefSeq, a predicted model, not a curated record